AUGCCUCCGCGUGUGCAGCCCAAGCGGAAAGCUGCUGCAAAAGCAGCCGCUGCCAAGGAGGAGGAGGAGCCAGAGGUCGAGGAGGAGGUCGAGGAGGAGGAGGAGGAGGACGCAGAGGCUGAGGAGGAGGAAGAUGAGGAAGAGCCUGAGGAGCCUCCGAAAAAGAAGGCUAAAGCGCUUCCAGCCCGCGGUGCUGUGGUUGCCAAGGCAAAGGCCAAAGCCAAAGCCAAGGCCAAGGCAAAGGCCAAGGCGAAGGGCAAGGCCAAGGCGAAGGCAGCAGCCGCCCGUGGUGUGAUCAAAACAGCGGUCAAGGGCACGGCAAAGGCCAUUGCAGCAAAGGAAUUCGCAGCGGUUGCCUCCAAGCUGAAGAAAAGCAAAAGCAAGGAGACCGUGGCCGGCGAAGGCAAGUGGUACUACAUGAGCGACCUGCGAAAAAUGAAGGUUGGGGCAGAUGAUCCCAAGGCUUGGACGAAAUACAACGCCAAGAUGAACAAGCAGUUGGAGGAUGCCUGGGGCAAAGGAUUCAAGCAGUACACGAUGACUCUCGGAGACAAGCAGUACAUCGUGAAGUUCAACACAAUGAUGCAGUUCCGAGCCGACGACAAGAGCCUGCAAAGACCAGUGAAGCGUGAGUGA
Molecule: messenger RNA, 636 nt
Organism: Symbiodinium natans
Lineage: Eukaryota; Dinophyceae; Suessiales; Symbiodiniaceae
Source: the annotation of a GenBank genome assembly